AUGAUGAUCAAAGUGAGAACCCUUACGGGCAAGCUGAUCUCGCUCGACGUUGAGCCUACUUCCAAGAUCGAGGAUGUGAAGAAGAAGGUGGAGGAGAAGGAAGGAAUCACGCCCGACCAGCAGCGACUUAUCUACGGCGGCAAGCAAUUACACGACCAAUUAACCAUGACCGAAGCCGCCAUCGUCGCCGACGCAACCCUACACUUGGUCCUAACGCUGCGCGGCGGCCGAGAAUAG
Daldinia caldariorum is the source of this 237-nucleotide messenger RNA. RefSeq lists its product as uncharacterized. Gene Ontology annotation, cellular component: cytoplasm; nucleus. NCBI's taxonomy places the organism in Eukaryota, Fungi, Ascomycota, Sordariomycetes, Xylariales, Hypoxylaceae. Gene Ontology annotation, biological process: regulation of proteolysis; modification-dependent protein catabolic process; protein neddylation. The transcript is spliced from 4 exons. The record is from RefSeq and is a predicted model, not a curated record. Gene Ontology annotation, molecular function: ubiquitin protein ligase binding; protein tag activity. The coding region runs from base 1 to 237 and encodes 78 amino acids.